Camellia sinensis is the source of this 1299-nucleotide messenger RNA. NCBI's taxonomy places the organism in Eukaryota, Viridiplantae, Streptophyta, Magnoliopsida, Ericales, Theaceae. The record is from RefSeq and is a predicted model, not a curated record.
AUGAGAAAGCUGAGAAGAGUCCAGGAUAAUUUAAAGGUUUGGAAGCGUAAAGUUUUUGAUGAUCUAAAUGAGGUGAAAGCAGAGUUAGUUCAAGAUAUUGAGAAAUUGGAUGCGAAGGAAUUUAGGGAGGGUUUAUCUGGGGCUUUAAGGGAUAAGAGAUCAUUGCUUAGGAUGAAGCUGGAAGAGCUUGUUUUUAGGGAGCAUAUUUUUUGGGGACAAAGGGCUAAGUUGAAAUGGGCUAAAGAGGGUGAUACCAAUUUUAGAUUUUUUCAUAGGGUUGCGUUGGGAAAGAGGAUGAAGAAUUUUAUUAAAAAUUUGGAGGUAGGGCAGGGUGUGGUGGUGAGUAAGGAUGAGUUUAUUGUAAUGGAGAUUUUCAAUUUUUAUUCAAAUCUCUACUCUGAUGGGGGAGUGGAUUAUCCAAGGAUCGAAGGCAUUAAUUGGGCUUCUGUGGAGUCAACAAUAGCCAAUUGGCUUGAGAGACCCUUUGACAAAUGUAAGGUGAGACAUGCGGUGUUUGAGUGUGAGAAAGAUAAGGCUCCAGGUCCAGAUGAUUUUUCAAUGGCCGUAUUUCAUGAUUGUUGGGACAUUGUGAAAAAGGAUCUUAUGAGAGUGUUUGGUGAGUUCUUUGAAAGUGGGGAGGUCAACUUAUGCACCAAUGCGACCUUCAUUUGUCUAAUUCGUAAGAAUGGAAAGUCGGUCAAGAUUGGGGAUUUUAGACCCAUUGGCUUGGUUACAUCACUCUACAAAAUUCUAGCAAAGGUGCUUUUUGAGAGAAUUUGGGUGGUCCUUGAGGAAACCAUCUUUUCUGCACAAGGUGUGUUUGUGCAGGGACGACAAAUAUUAGAUGUAAUCUUAGUGGCAAAUGAGGUUAUUGAGGAGUAUAGAGGGUUACAUAAAGAGGGUGUUGUCUUUAAGGUUGACUUUGAGAAGGCGUAUGACCAUGGUAAGGGUGUUAUUGAGGGAUUUAUAGUAGGGAGGGAUAGGAUUGGCGUCACUCAUCUACAGUUUGCGGAUGAUACUACAUUUUUUUCAUCAAAUGAGGAAAGUAAGGUGGGUAGUUUGUUAAAGAUUUUGAGAAUUUUUGAAAUUGUGUCGGGCCUCACGGUCAAUCUUAACAAGAGUAGUGUUGUGGGUAUUAAUUUGGAAGAAAGCUAUGUGCAAAGGGUGGCGGAUAUGUUGGGAUGUUCCAUUGAAUUAUUUCCUCUCAAAUACUUGGGGCUUCGAUUGGGGGGAGAUCCUAGAGUGGUGUCCUUUUGGAAGCCUGUUCUUGUCAAAUUUGAGAAAAGAUUUAAGGGAUAA